Jatropha curcas is the source of this 8887-nucleotide messenger RNA. RefSeq names its product nucleoporin. NCBI's taxonomy places the organism in Eukaryota, Viridiplantae, Streptophyta, Magnoliopsida, Malpighiales, Euphorbiaceae. The record is from RefSeq and is a predicted model, not a curated record.
AUUUGCUUACAACACGUCCUGGCCUGGCCGGUAACCAGUGUUGUACCAAACAGUGAUUUUCCAUUUGUAUUUUCCGCGACACUUCACCUGCAAAGGGGAACUGAGUUGGCGUUAGAUCUAAGAUUAACGAUUCAAACCUAACGUUCUUUAGAAACUAAGCAAUUGACGCCAACAGCGCCUCUAAUCACCACCGCAACACCGACAACUAGAUCCAAACAGAGCCGGGGAGGGAGGAUUUAAUGGUGAUUGAGACUUGGAGGAGGAGGUGAUAGGCGAGGAGUUUGGUUGCGAAAUCAGUGGAUUGGAUGGACAAGAAUAAGAACCGUACUGAUAUGCUCGCUGCUGGUCGUAAAAAGCUUCAACAAUUUCGCCAGAAGAAGGACAGCAAAGGUGGUAGUAGUCAGGGGAAAUCCUCAAAGAAGUCCAGCAGUCCUGGGCAGCAUGAAUCUUAUAUGGAUUCAGUAUCAAACACUGCCAACUCAGCAGCAUUGCCAUUGGUUCUGGAACAGAAACCUGUAUCUCAAAUGGAUUCCAAUUUGGGAGUUUUAGAUUCUUCAGUAUCUCAUUCUAUUGAGAAUUCAAUGCCUCCAUAUAUUGAUAUUGCAGCUGUUGAUCCAAUGUCAAUUCCCAUAAGAACUGAAACCUCGCCAACUGAUAAUGCCAAUAUGGAUAAUGGUGCGAUGGAAGGUAAUGAGACUAAUAUUGAUAUGUUGGCCCCUCCUGCCAUAGUUGAGACCACAAGUUCAGUCGAAAUGGAGAGCAGAAAUACGGAAGCGGAGGAAUCAUUGCAUACUCCUGAUAUGUCCUUGAUUUGUGCAAGGGUAGAUCAGGUAACAGAUGUAGGGGCAAUGCAGGAGGCUGAUGGUUUGGGCUUGAAGCAAUUUAGUGGAAACAAUAUCACAGAACUUGAGGGAUAUGGGAGACUGGCUUUGUCUGAGCGUGUUGAUGAUGCUGAAACUAUAGAAAAUGUAGCAUCAGAACAGACUGCAACGGUAUAUACAGCCUCUCAACUCACGCAAAACGACAGGGCAUUCGAUGCAUCUACUUGUGCUAGUGCUACAGACAUCUCAGAUGGGCUUUCCAUAUCUACUUUGCCUCUUUCAGAGGCAGAUGGAACUUUUGGUGCUGUUCAUGAAGUGGAAAAUCAAGCAGUGGAAAUCGUUAAUGUGGUUCCAUUCAAUGUAGAAGAUUCUGAGAAUCUUUCUGGAAGUGAUCGCCAUGGAAAAAGUGAAGAAGGCAGUCAAGCUGAUAGGAGUAUGGAGGCAUAUAAGCAGCAAUAUAUGCCUGAGGAGUCUUUUGUAUUUGUGGGUAAAAGCCAUGAAGAGCCUCUGUUAACUAAAUUGACAAAUUCAGAUGACGGCUUUAUUUCGUCCUCUUUUCAUGAUGUGUGCCAGGUUAGCUUCUCUCAGCUCAUUGAUGUGAUAAAGGGGCUUAAUGAGGAUGAGUAUAAGUUGCUGCUUAUGUCAAGAGGAUUGCCUGAUAGUUUUAUUCCACUGCCGCAUGGUCUUCCUGCUUUAAUGGAGAGACUCAAUGAAGAAUUAUUCCUCACAAGUUGUACAAAGGAUAUCCUGCACUCGCAACUCAUUGAACAGGCAGAUCUGCAAACAGAAUAUGACAACCAGUUUCACCAAUUCCAUGAUGAAAUCUCUGUGCUUCGUGCUUCACUCAACGAAGCCCAUGAGAGGUGCAACUCCCUCACCAAUGAGCUUGUGGAAUGCAGAUCUGAACUCCUGGCUACUGCAAGCCAAAGGGAGGAGCUCCAAAUCCAGUUUGAUGCAGCAAAGGCCGAGGUUGAGGAUGUUUCUGCCCGAGCAAAAGAUUUGCAGAGCAGUCUGGAAGGGUCACAGUUGGAUUUAUCUAGCCUGUCAAAUGAGUUAGUUGACUCUAAGAAUCUGAUGGGGGCAUUACAUGCAGAAAAGGAGAAUUUAAAUCAGACAAUUGAUUUGCUGACUGAGGAGAGAAAGAAACUUGUGGAGGAAAAAAAUAUUUGUGCACAACAUUAUGAGAAACUAUUGGAGGAAUUAGCUGGCUGCAAGAAUUUAGUUUCAGCCUUACAGGUGGAGAACUGCAACUUAAGUGAGGUUCUUGCUUCAGUGACAGAUAAGAGUAAGAGACUUGAAGAGGAGAAGGACUGUCUUGCCAAUGGGAAUGAAAAGCUAUCUAUGGAUUUGUCUAAUUUUAAGGGUUUGAUGGAAGCUCUACAGGUGGAAAAUGCUAACUUAAGGGGAGACCUUACUGUGAUAUCAGAGGACAGAAAGAAACUUGAAGAGGAGAAAGAGCAUUCAUUUCAUGAGAUGGAGAGACUUUCAUCUGAGCUUCUUGGUCUUCAUGAAAAGUUAUCUAAAGAUUAUGGGCAACGGGAACUGUUGGAGGUGGAGCUAAAAGAAGUGACAAUGCGUCUUGAACAGCUAAUGGAGGAAAACAUAUUUCUGCAAAGCAGUUUAGAGUUACAUAAAGCUAGGAUGGAAGAAAUUGACCACAGGCUAGCUCAAGGACUAUCUCGAGUUGGCGAGGCUCCUAAUCAGGUUGGAAGUUUGAACGUAUGGAACAGGAGCUGUGACAAUGAAGCUGUUGAUGAGCAGUCUCACCAAACGCCUGGAAACCAAGUUUCAGAUGGCCUUUCAUUGGGGCAGCCACGUGAGCCAUUUGAGGUGGAACCCUUUGAUGAUUCUUUGGGGUUUGUUGUCUUGAAAGGACACUUGGAGGAGGCAGAGAAAAUUUUGCAAAAACUUGGAAAGGAAAUUGAAGGGAUGCAUUCUCAUGCGAGAUUCUUGAGUAGAUGUGAUAGUAAAUUGGCAGUUCCAGCAGUAUCAAAACUGAUUCAGGCUUUUGAGUUGAAGGCACAACAAGAUGAACAAGAGGCAGAGGACAGGGCCACGACGGAGGAACAAUCAAUAGCAGCAGAUCUAUUUUCAUUAACAAGGGAGCAUACAGCAGAUUUGAAAGCAAUGCUUAAGCAGUUAGCCUUGGAUUCUGUGAAUGCCAGUUUAUUAUUCAAGGCAGAGCGAGAUGGUAGAAAUGCUGCCAAUCUCACAAUGAAGGAGCUCAAGUUUCAGUUUGAAACCAUGAAGGAACACACUAAUAAUUUAGAGGCAAGCAACAUUGAGCUAGGGGUUCUUUAUGAAUGUGUAAAGCAACACUUUUCUGUUCUUGAAGAAAAGAACCGAGACCUUGAGGAUCUUUGUGAAAUCUUAAAGCAACAAAACAGUAGUCUUAAAGCAGAAAAUAGUGAGCUCUGUGAAAAAUUGUCUGAGAGCGAAUCAAAAAUUCAUGAAUUGCAGAGUCAAUUGGUUGAUUUACAGAAAAAUUCGGAUGAGCUGGCUUCUGCACUUCGUGAUCAAUUGGAAAAUUUCCAGAAGGAAGCGGUUGAAAAGGCAUUGGCAGCUGAGCAGGAAAGAAAUUCUACUGUCACUCAAAUUCUUGAAGCAGUUGAGAAGCUUGAUGAUUCUACUGGAUUUCGGAUCAGCCAUAUCACUGUAACUGAUGGUCAUGCUCUGGUGGAUAUAAGUAGCCAUGCAACUGCUUCUGUUAAUGCAGCUAUUAAAAUCAUUGAAGACCUGAAGGAGAAACUUGAAACGGCUCACUCAGACCAUGAAGCAACCUUUAACUUAUUCAAAGAAGUGAAUGAGAAGUGCAAUGAAUUACUUGGAAAGAAUGAUUUGACCAGUGGCACAUUACAUAGAUUGUAUUGUGAGCUUAGGAAACUUGUGAUAGAUUCAUGUGGUUCUCUGGGAGAAACUGGACUUGACAUACAUGAAGAGAAGCUACCCGAUCCUGUAGAUUACAGUGGAUUCAAAUCUGUUAUGGCGCAAUUGGAGAAAUUUAUGGCUGAGAGGCUGCAGCUUCAGUCUGUUAACAACAAUCUUAAUUUAGAGUUGAUGAAUAGAGCAAAAGAUGCUGAAGAACUAAACAGAAGACAUGUCGAUCUAAGUUCCAUUGAAAAUUUAAUUGAACAGGUUGAGGGUGUAUUUAAACUGGAAGAUGCUGAAAUGGAAUUAGAGGGAAUGCCUUUUUCACGUCUGGAGUCAUUGGUGUCUUUCCUUGUUCGUAAAUGCAAGGAGGCUGAUGAGCAAGUUAGCUCAUCUACAGAAGAGUUUGUAUCCAAGGUGGAGGAAUCGAGGAAAUUGCAGGAAAAGGUGCAUCAAUUAACUGCCUUGAAGCUUCAGCAUGAAACUGAAAUUGAAGAUCUUAAGGGACACUUAAGCCAGGUUGAGGAGGCCCUUCAUAAGAAGCAAUCUGAAUUACAGGAGAAGGUGAGUGAACUUGAACAAUCCGAGCAAAGGGUAUCUUCAAUUAGAGAGAAGCUUAGUAUUGCUGUUGCCAAGGGGAAAGGGUUGGUUGUGCAGCGUGACAGUCUCAAGCAAUCUCUGUCAGAGACAUCCACUGAAUUGGAAAGGAGCUCACAAGAGUUACAGCUGAAAGAUGCUAUGCUGCAUGAGCUAGAAACAAAAUUGAAGACUUAUUCUGAGGCUGGAGAACGUGUGGAGGCUCUGGAAUCUGAACUUUCAUACAUUCGCAACUCUGCUACUGCAUUAAGAGAAUCAUUCCUUCUCAAAGACUCGGUUCUUCAAAGGAUAGAAGAGAUUUUAGAAGAUCUAGAUCUGCCUGAGCAUUUUCAUUCAAGAGAUAUUAUUGAGAAGGUUGAUUGGUUGGCCAGGUCAGCAACUGGAAACUCUUUGCCACUGGCUGAUUGGGACCAGAAGAGUUCUGUCGGUGGUUCAUAUUCUGAUACUGGUUUUGUUGUCAUGGAUGCCUGGAAGGAGGAUGUACAGCCAAGCUCAGGUUCAGGGGAUGACUUAAGAAGGAAAUAUGAGGAGCUUCAAGGUAAAUUUUAUGGGUUGGCUGAACAAAAUGAAAUGCUGGAACAGUCUUUGAUGGAAAGGAACCAGUUAGUGCAGAGAUGGGAAGAGCUUUUGGACCGGAUUAAUAUGCCCGCACACUUGCGAUCUGUUGAACCAGAGGUUAAGAUUGAGUGGUUGGGAAAUGCACUUUUGGAGGUUAAUCAUGAUAAAAAUUCUCUGCUGGAGAACAUUGAAAAACUUGAAAACCAUUGUGAAUCACUAACUGCAGAUUUGGAACAGUCUGAAAAGAGAAUAUCUUGCCUAGAUGCUGCGUUGGAGGAGUCCCAAAAGAGAAUAUCUGACCUUGAGAUGGAUAUUGAGGCAGUUAUCCAUGAGAGAGAAAAUCUUUCUGAAAGAUUGGAGAUUCUUAGCUGUGAUCAUGAGAAACUUUCAGCAAAGGCAGCCCAGUUUGGACUUGACAAUGAAAAAUUGCAGAAUGAAGUUAGUGGCUUACAGGAGCAAUUGGCUCAGAAGCUUGAGAACGAAGAGCAUAUUCAGAGAAUUAAUGGUGAGAUAUGCAGACUGCAAGAUUUGAUAUAUGAUACAUUAAAGGAUCCUGGUACAAAUGAAUUGAUUUCUGGCGGAGAUAGUAUUCAGUGUUUGGAAGGAUUACUGAGGAAGCUUAUAGAGAACUACAUGGCUCUUUCUUUGGUGAAACCUCUACUUGGGGAUGCAGAUGAGAAGCAACAUGCCGAAGAGGCUGGUGUAGAUCUUGAUGAAAGAACUAGAGAUGUUCUGGAUGAUAUGGAAUCUGACAAAGCUCUUCUGAAGAGAGAUCAAGUGGAUGCUAAUUCAGUGAACGCAGAAAUUCUGAAGAAAAAGCUGGAGGAGGCUCUGAGCGAACUGGUAUCUGUGAAGGAGGAAAGAGAUGGAUAUAAGGAGAAGCAACAAUCUUUGGUUUGUGAAGUUGAAGCACUUGAAAGAAAAAGGGAGAAGUUGCAAGAGCUACUUAAUCUGGAGGAGCAGAAGUCAACUUCUGUAAGGGAGAAAUUGAAUGUUGCAGUUAGAAAAGGGAAGUCUUUGGUUCAACAGCGUGAUGGUCUGAAACAAACUAUUGAAGAGAUGAAUGCGGAAUUGGCACACUUGCAGUCUGAGAUUAAGCACCGGGAGAAUGCUCUUACAGACUAUGAACUCAAGACGAGAGAUUUAGCUGCCUACUCUGGAAGGGCAGAAGCACUUGAAGCUGAGAGCUUGUUCAUGAGGAAUCGUUUGGCUGAAAAUGAUUGCAUUCUGCAGGAGAAAGGACAUACUCUAACUGUGAUUUUGAAUAUCCUUGGAGGCAUUGAUGUUGGUGAAAUUUAUGACAGUGACCCAGUUAAGAAGUUGGAACACAUUGGAAAACUCUACCAUGAUUUGCAUGCUGCUGUGGCCUCUUUGCAGGAAGAGUCUAGAAAAUCGAGAAGAGCAGCAGAGCUAUUGCUUGCGGAACUGAAUGAAGUUCAGGACAGGAAUGAUGGCCUCCAAGAGGAGCUAGCCAAGGUUACUGUUGAGCUUAGUCAACUCUCCAAGGAUAGGGAUGUAGCAGAGGCCGCCAAAUUUGAAGCUCUUUCACGUCUCGAACAGUUAUCCCUGGUCUGCACUGAGGAGAAAAGGAAAAAACACUCUGAAAUUCUCUUGUUAAAAUCUGCUGCAAACCAACUUGGGAAGAGCUUCUACGAUAUCAAUGAUUCACUAGCUCGUUUUUUCUCCGAUGACUUGGAGUUUCUGCAAAAUCUGGAGUCUGGCCUGAAGUCAUGCCUUGAUAGAGCAGAAGCUGAUCUUGUGGUUCCUGGACCUUCUUUUAGUGCAUAUGGUGACAUUACAUCCAGCAAUUCAGGAAUUAAGGGAAACUUUUCAUCACAAAUCAAUUUGCCAGACCAUUUGGAUGAUGAUAUUAUCACAGAAGUUUUUAGUUCUUUAGAAGAAUGCGUUAAAGAAGUUGAUGCUGUUAAAAUAAUAUUACAUGAACACUCUGCUGCAGUUAAUGAAAAAGCUAGCAGUCUAUCCAAGUUAAUGGGUUCCAUUCAUAGAGACAAGACUUCACAGAGAGAGUUGAUUGAGACCAUGAAGCAAGAAAUUAAGCAAAUAGAAUCAGCUGAAAAACAAAAAGAAAUCGAAAUUGUUGUAUUGCACAGAAACAUUGCCUUGCUUUAUGAAGCCUGCUCCAGUUCACUCAUGGAAAUUGAAAAAAGAAAAGCUGAAGUAUUUGCAAAUAAUUCGCCUGUUGGAGAUCUGGGUAUGAACUUGAAAUCUGUAGCAUUUGGUGAUGGUGUUCUUCCUUUCGGUGGAGAGAAUAAUGUAUCAUCUGAGGAGCAUGUCAAGACUAUGGCAGAAAAACUGUUAUCGGUCGUGAAAGAUUUUGCUAGCAUAAAAGGGGAGAUCAUAGAGGGUAACAAGAAGGAAAUGAAAAUUACCAUAUCAAAUUUGCAGAAGGAGCUUCAGGAGAAGGACAUUCAAAGAGAGAGGAUUUGCAAGGAUCUGGUUAGUCAAAUUAAGCAGGCUGAAUCAGCUGCAGCAAGCUACUCCCUAGAUCUUCAGUCUUCAAAAUCUCACAUGCAUGAUUUAGAGAGAAGGCUGGAAAUUAUGGAAGAUGAGCGGAAUUUAUUGAGGCAGAAAGUCAAGGAACUUCAGGAUAAGCAAACCAUCACAACAGAAUUACAAGAGGAAGUCAGAUCUCUGACUGACAGAAUCUCUGCCAAAGACCAGGAAAUUGAAGCCCUAAUGCAAGCACUUGAUGAGGAGGAGGUUCAGAUGGAGGAUUUAACAAAAAAGGUUGAGGAAUUGGAAAAAGUUGUGCAGCAAAAGAAUUUAGAUAUUGAAAAUCUUGAGGCCUCUCGUGCCAAGGUUGUGAAAAAGCUUUCCAUCACUGUAAAUAAGUUUGAUGAGCUUCAUCAUUUUUCUGAAAGUCUUGUUGCUGAGGUCGAAAAGCUUCAAUCACAAUUGCAUGAUCGUGAUGGUGAGAUUUCUUUCUUAAGGCAAGAGAUUACUAGAUGCACAAAUGAGGCUCUUGUUGCAUCUCAGACAAACAACAAGAGGAAUUCAGAUGACCUCUGUGAGUUAUUGACAUGGUUAGCGGCACUGAUUUCUCUAGAUGUCAACCUUGAUGAUACUAACCAGAUAAAUGAGAACAAAGAAAUUAUUCAGAAAAAGAUCACAUCUAUUUUGUCCGAAUUGGAUGAUCUACGUGUAGCAGCUCAAAGCAGGGAUGCAUUAUUGCAAAUAGAGAGGAGUAAAGUAGAGGAUUUAACUCAGAGAGAAGAAAGUCUUGAGAAGUCUUUGCGUGAGAAGGAAAUGCAAUUAAACAUGCUUGAAGUUGGUGGAGAUGAUCAGCCAAAGAGUACAAGAUCUGAAAUUUUGGAAGUUCAACCUGUGAUAUCCAAAUGGACAGUGCCUGGGCCCUCCACUGCAACUCAAGUUCGCAGCUUGCGCAAAGCCAGUAAUAAUGAUCAAGUUGCUAUUGCUAUUGAUAUGGAUCAUGGUAGCAGUAGUAGAGUAGAGGAUGAAGAUGAUGAAAAAGCUCAUGGUUUCAGAUCACUCACUUCAUCAAGAAUUGUUCCAAAAUUUACUAGACCUGUAACUGACAUGAUUGAUGGUUUGUGGGUUUCUUGUGAUCGGACACUAAUGCGACAGCCUGCCUUAAGGCUUGGUAUUAUGAUCUAUUGGGCUGUGUUACAUGCAUUGCUUGCUGCUUUUGUGGUUUGACAAGGCUAACUGGUUUCCACAUAUUUGGAGGACCAAGUCUAGUAUUAUACCCCCGAUGGGUUUUGGGCCUGUAUAUACAGUGAUUUUUGUUUUUCUUUUCACUUGUGGCCAGAUUGAUUUAUUGUUUAGGUCAACCGGGCAACUGCGAUUGCAAUUUUAUUCGUACAAAUCUCAGAUUGCUUGGUUGCAUCCAAUAAGAGGGGAAAAAAAAAUAUAUAUAUAAAUAUUCUUGUUACCAUUACACAGGGCGUAGUAUCAGAAUUACUUAAAUUGAAUUUGAACCAUGUUUGUAUCUUAUUACUUUCGUCAGAUCAGUGUUUCUUUAUAAGAUUAAAGGGUUCCUCUGUUGAAAUUGAACACAGUAA